GAUACUCGGACUGUGUGUGACUCGCAUUGCGCCGCACAGCGCAGACAGUUUAGCUCCGUUCGGUUCAGUUCAGUUCAGCCGCGAAGCGAGUAAGACGUGUUUUCUCCUCAACCCAAAAACAAAACAGAAACAAAUUAAUACAAACACCCAAACAUAACAACACUGAAAACAAAGUUGGAUAAGAAGAAAAAUCCGAAGUUUGAAGUUUUACAUACACAAACACACACGACACGUUUUAAGUGCUUCCAGUCUCUUCUGCCAUUUUUUGUGUUUUUAAAUAAAUUGCGCGAGCUUUAUGAGAAAUGCGAACAAAGUCAAAUCAAACUAAACUAACAAUAAAAAAACGAAAAGUGUACUAAACGUAAAUAUCAAUGAAAUAAAGAAUCUUUUUGAAAAUACUUUGAAGAGUGUUUUGUGCUGAAAAUGCUGCCAUUCUUAAUGUUCAAAAUAUUGCACAAGAAAUACAAAAUCAAUUAACAAAUCGACAAGUGCACGCCCAAAAAUAAAACAGAGACAACAACAGAAAAGUUCUUCAGAGCCAGAAUAUACUAUACUAUAAAGCAGGCAGAGCAGGACAAAAGUUGUGUUUCGAUAACAAAUUCGAUAACCACAGACUGUGUGCAGUGCAUAAACCGCAGGAGUUUUUGGUCCUCAACGAACGACAAUAACAACAACAGCAACACCAACAACAACAACAAUAACAAUGGCCGUGCCCUUUUAUCUGCCCGAGGGCGGCAACGAUGACAUUGCCUCGAGUUCAGCGGGCACCUCGGGCAUCUCCUCCUCCUCCUCCUCCUCCGCGUCGUCGUCGUCUACUUCAUCAUCGUCGGCAUCCGGCUCGUCGACAGCAUCAUCCUCCUCCUCCUCCUCAUCUUCAUCCUCUUCGUCGUCGUCGGGUGUUUCGUCGGAUGGCGCCAGCAGCAUCGCCUCACAGUCCCCAAACACAACGAGCUCGGCCACGCAGACGCCGAUGCCAUCGCCAUUGACAAUGCCCAACGACCAAGUGCUGACCGCCCUCUGUGAAUGGUAUCAACAGCAUCUCCAUCAACGCUACCAGUUCAAUGGCAAUGCCACGGCUCCGCACAUUUUCCAGUACCCGACGCCGCCGAGUCCCUCGUGUUCGAUGGCUCAGUCACCGAGCUACACGGGCCCCGACUUCUUCUUCGCCCACCCCGGUGUCUCGGCCUCGCAUUUGGCACAUCCCCGCACACCGCGCACCAGCGUCAGCUUUGCGGCCGGCGAGGAGAUCCCCUACUUCCGGUCGCCAGCAUAUCCGGCGCCAUCGACACCACAGCCAAUGCCACGACAACCGCCGGCGCCGCAGUCAGCGCCACCGUUGCACUACAGUCACAGCUAUCCACAGCAAUCGACACACUUGCUGCCCCAUCAUCCGGCCUCCUCCGUCUCCUCAUCGACACAAUACGGCGGUCAUCCACUGCCCGUUGGCGCCUACUAUGCCACCUACACGCCGCCACCGACACCGAACACGGCGAAUGCUUCCACCUCGACGCCCAGCUCAUCGUCGUAUCUACGGCACGGUCAUGGCUUAGGGCUGGCUUCGACUCCACUGGCGCCAAGCGGUCCCAAGAUGCGAUUGCAUCGCAGCCAAUCGGAUGCGGCCAGACGCAAGCGACAGACCUCCACGGGGGAAGAUGAACGCGAGUAUCAGAGCGAUCACGAGACCAGCUGGGAUGAGCGGGACGAUCGUUAUGAUAAUUUCACGGCUGGACGAGAACGCCUUCAGGAGUUCAAUGGACGCAUACCGCCGCGCAAGAAGAAGAACAGCGGCAACGGUAAUCCGAACAAUAAUCAAAGCCACAAUGAAAGUCCUGAGAGCGAGGAGAACAACAGCGAGCAGCGAGAUGCAACGGAGAAGGACAAGAAGAAACAACAAAGCUUCACUUGGCCGACAGUUGUCACCGUCUUUGUGCUUGCCAUGGGCUGUGGAUUUUUUGCAGCACGAUGAGUGCCGAGCAAAAGCAACAACAACAACCAGAUGCGAGAACAUUAACAACAACAACACCAACAUUUACUUAAUGAUCCAUAGUGAAAUCGGCUAACAUAUAGAACAUUGUAAUCCCAUAUAAAUAUACAUUUAUAUAACAUAUACUAUUCAAUAAGUUUAUCAACGAAAAAUCGAGCUGUAAAAGGUAAAGUCAUAAAAUCGUACAGAAUCAACUGAUGAGAACCCCUAAAAUAUAGAUGUGUAUAAAGUUAUGGAUGGUUGACGGGACACAAGAACAAUAUAUAUAUAUAUAUACAUAUAUUCAUACUAUAUACACAUACGAUAUGUGUACAUUCAACGUACUAUAUUCUAAAUUACUUCUCUCAAAACGAAUAGACUAUCCAUUUAAGAACUACUUAAGAAAACAUUCAAACUGCUCAAUUGCAAACUGUAGACUGGCUAAAGACUAAACAAAAUACAGAUAUUUUUGCUAAAAAAAAAGAAAAACAAAUUACAAACUUAAAUACAUAUUUUUUGGUAACGCUUUUUGGCUAAAGACUCGUAACGUAUUUUUGUACACACUUUAAACAAACAAAAACAAAAAACUAAAAAGUAUUAGAAAAGUGAAACAAGUUAAACUGCCAUUUUUUGAGAUACAUACAGAACAGAUGAGAUACUUAAUAUUAUAUACAGAUACAUUUUUAUAAUGUAUUGUGGGCCGGUCUCUUAGCAAUUAAAUGUUUGAGCAUUUUCUUUCUUUGCUAUUUUGCAUUUAGCUUUUGCAUUUCAUACAACUUACAAAAAAAAAACAAAACUCACAAAAAAAAAAAACUACAAAAACAUAAAUGUGAAUAUAAAAAUAAUUUUUAUUUUGCUUCCGCGUUGAUUUCAAUCAUUUUAAUUGUAUAUUUUUGAUUGUCAAACAAACAAAUUUUUCAAUGUCUUCGAUUUGUAAUUUCAAUUACAAGAAAAUAAUUACAUAUAUUAUUAUUAAAUAAGAAUUUCGUAGCAAUCGCCCAACUUAAUUGAAUUGUUGCUUUAAAGUAGUGAAAAUUGUCAACAAACAAAAAUAUUUAGCUUUAAUUGUUAUCAAUGAAAAAAUCAGAGAGAAAAAAUGCCACAAAAAAAAAAGAAAAAUGAAAUGAAGAUAAGAAAGAAGAAUGUGUUUUUUGUAUAUAGUUAAUAUGCCAUUUUUGUGAUGAUUUUGUCUAUAUGAUUUAUCAUGUUUUUAGUUAAAUUUCAUAGUUAUUUAAGUCAGACGUUUAUCAUGUGGAUUAUUUUGUUCAUUCUUCAAAUUGGUCUCACAAUUUAUAGUUUAUAGUUUAUAGAUGCACAACGCACAGUGCAGACAAGAAAUUUGCGCAAAAGUUUAAUUUGAAAUUUUCCCCCGCAAGGACAAGUUCUACCUUUGGUUAACUCUCAAAAGCCAACGUUGAAUGAUCUCUUAACUGGAAAUUAAUCGAACAGCAAAGGGCAUAACUCAAUUGAUCUCCAUACGAUAGCCAAAGUCAAAAGUCAACAUAACACAAAGUUAUUCACAUUUCUGUGGUAAAUUUCACAACACUUUUGCCAAAUUUCUUGACGUUUCAAUGCUAAUCGAACCGUGAAAAGUGACAAAAUAAACAAAA
Drosophila sulfurigaster albostrigata is the source of this 3573-nucleotide messenger RNA. RefSeq names its product cell death protein hid (gene hid). The coding region runs from base 704 to 1966 and encodes 420 amino acids. The record is from RefSeq and is a predicted model, not a curated record. NCBI's taxonomy places the organism in Eukaryota, Metazoa, Arthropoda, Insecta, Diptera, Drosophilidae. The transcript has 4 exons.